GCGCUGAUGGUGGUGUUGCUACUGGUGGCGAUCGGUGAGUCGGCCGAGACGACGGCCAGCGGCCGCCGUUUCCGGUUGUGUGUAGCGGUGGACCAUUUCGCGGUCUGCCGCCGAUUGACCGGCGGAAGCGGCCUGCCGCUUGAUUGCGUCGCCGGCAACGAUCGGCUCGACUGCCUGCGGAAGGUGCAGGCCCGCGAUGCCGACUUCCUGGCAGUCGACCCCGAAGACGUGUACGUGGCGCUGCAGAUGGACAACACAGACUUUGGCGUGUUCGCGGAGGUGCGCACGCUCGAGGAGCCGGCCGCCGAGUUUCGGUACGAGGGGAUCGUGCUGGUGCGCCGGGCCGACGGGUUCACCAGCAUGGCCGACCUGCGGGGCAAGAAGUCCUGCCACACCGGGUAUGGGCGGAACGUGGGCUAUAAGAUCCCGAUCACCAAGCUACGCCGGCUGGGCGUGUUCAAGCUACCGGCGACCGAUGAGCGCCACCACCACCAGUCCCCGGUGGAGCACGAGCUGGCGGGCCUGUCGGAGCUGUUCCGAUCGUCCUGCCUCACCGGCCACUACUCACCCGACGCCGACAUCGAUCGGGUGCUGAAGAAGCGGUACGCGAACCUGUGCGCCCUUUGUGCCAAUCCGGACGAGUGCGCCGCCACCGAUCGCUACGCCGGCUACGAGGGCGCGAUUCGCUGCCUGGUGGAGAACGGCGGGGACGUCGCGUUCACGAAGACAAACUUUGUGCGCCGCUACUUCGGCCUUCCGCUCAGCCCUGGCGGGCUGGCGAAACCGGCCGUCAAUCCGGCCGCCCGACCCAACGACUACGUGUACCUGUGCACGAACGGAACCACCCGGCCGGUGACGGACCAGCGGAACGUGUGCUCGUGGGCCCAGCGACCCUGGCCGGCCCUCAUGGGCAACGGUGAUCUGACCGGGGAGGGCCGUAUGGCCGAGCUGCAGGCGGUGCUGCAGGCCUUCUACCGGCACUACACGCGCGAUUUGGCCGUCACCGAGGUGUCGCCCGCCGACCGGGAGGCCGCCCAUCUGCUCGGCCUCGACCGGCGGCACCUGAUCGUGGACCAGCGGCACCUGGUGCCGCCGGCCGAGUACCUGACGCGCGCCUACUACACCGACGUGAUCGAGCGCGAAACACCGUACGACUUCCGGAUCCGGCUGUGCGUGGUGUCGGAACCGGAGCGCCAGAAGUGCGUGCAGAUGCAGCGCGCGGCCUUCGCCCGGGACGUGCGCCCCGCGUUUCAGUGCGUCCUGAAGACGGCCGAAGCGUGCGCCAAGGCCGUAGCAACCGGCGACGUAGACGCGGUCGUGCUGAAGGAACCGCCGGCACCGGCCGCCCAGCUGAAGCCCGUCGUCUGGGAGGUGUUCGAUGACGUCAUGUGGGCCAUCGCUGAUAAGGGCCUCUCGUCCGACCAACUUCGCCUCGGACCGGUAGCGUACGAUCCUGCCGACAAGCGGGCCGUGGCGGCGGCUGAGGCGCUCCGUGCAAAGCGACCCUCACUGCGGCUCGUCCCGGAAUCGGCGAACGGAACGGCCACCGCACCGAUACGGAUCGUCAGUUCGCGAACUCUCGCACGCCACGAUGCCGAGCGCCAUUCGCUGCUGUGUCGUGACCAUCGGCUUGAACCGCUCAGCGCUACCGGCUGCCACCUGGACGAUGACGACGGUGGCGGCGGUGACCGGCGGGAGCGGCCGGCGGCCCGGGUCUACAUUCGGCGGGGUGCGAACGAAACGACGCAGGACAGCAUCGUGCACGCGUUCACGGCGCUCUCGGAUGCGUUCGGACGCGGCAAGCGGCACGAGCGGGUGUUCCAGCUGUUCGGUCCCUUCCGGUUGCUGACUCCCCCCGACCGGCAGGUGUCGGACCUGAUCUUUCACGACUACGCCACCGCCCUGGCCGCCCCGUCCGACCCGGAUGCCUAGACGUCGCCGCAAACACGCUGAUUUGUUGACCCACGGAGCAUUUGGAGAACCGUGAACAGCCGCGAACACCCUCACUCUAAUAGAGUCCUCACGCCACCACGAUCAAUCGAUCACCGCUGCGCAUUUUAGUGGAAGAGUCCACAGAGUCCACAGAGUACACAUUCAGCAGACCGGAACAGAUUUGUAUUUGCAUCUCCAUCAUCAAUAAACCGACCGGCGAGUUAUUAGCACAAUCCCGCUGCAGCAGCCUGGUGGAUGUGUGGAAUACAUGGGCUGAAAAGUCCACGAGCCCCUAAGUAAGGGAACGCGUCAAUCUUCGCGGCACGAUCUUGUUUUCUGGUCAACAACGAGCAAAUGCGGCAGCCACUUUGGACAGAGUUGUCUCAUAGUCAAUGCAAAUGUCCAAUGCAGUCUUUGCCAUAACUCAACACGAUUUUGUGGAUUUUUGGGUGAACGUUUUCUGGUGUUACCGACUCGUUUGGACGUGGUCCACUGCAUUCAGCAUCAUCCGUGUCUCCACGACCGUUUGAAAUCAGCAAAUAAACGUUUUAUUCUUGGUUCUGAUGGAACCUGGG
Molecule: messenger RNA, 2507 nt
Organism: Anopheles cruzii
Lineage: Eukaryota; Metazoa; Arthropoda; Insecta; Diptera; Culicidae
Product: transferrin
Exons: 2
Coding region: 7-1932 (641 amino acids)
Biological process (GO): iron ion transport
Cellular component (GO): plasma membrane; extracellular region; early endosome
Source: RefSeq, a predicted model, not a curated record